Messenger RNA from Selaginella moellendorffii, 1570 nucleotides. RefSeq names its product ADP,ATP carrier protein. Gene Ontology annotation, biological process: mitochondrial ATP transmembrane transport; mitochondrial ADP transmembrane transport. Bases 185 to 1570 code for a protein of 461 amino acids. The transcript has 4 exons. Lineage: Eukaryota; Viridiplantae; Streptophyta; Lycopodiopsida; Selaginellales; Selaginellaceae. Gene Ontology annotation, cellular component: mitochondrial inner membrane. The record is from RefSeq and is a predicted model, not a curated record. Gene Ontology annotation, molecular function: ATP:ADP antiporter activity.
UUCUGUUAUUCUAUUAAUUAGAUGUUGUUAAAGUUAUACUUGUUGACUCUUUCCAAAUGGACUCAUGUGACGCAGCUGCUUUUGCAGAUUCGACAUAAGCACGUAGAGCUCCAGAGUCCCCUGGUUUCAUCUCAAAGAGUUUCUCUGCAGCACGAGCUGCAACAUCGAUGUUCUUGCCACUACCAUGAACUUUGCAAGCGCUGAUCAAGCUCUUCCACGCGAGGAAAUGCGGCUGGAAGGGCAUCACCAGCAGCAGACCUUCGGCCUUGGCAACCACCCCGGCUCGUCCCAGCACAUCUGCCAUCGCCUGGAAGUGAAUCACAUUUGGAGAAAUGCUGUACUCGGCCACCAUAGAUCGAAAGUAGUCGAGUGCCACACGGAGCUUCCCACCGUGAUUGCAAGUCAAGAAAAUCCCCUGGAAACUUAUCUCGUUUCUCGUCUCGCCCUCCAUCGCCAUGCUGCCAAAAAACAUCGCGCUCCACAACACAAUGCUCCGUUCAGGCAAUGUGGAGAAAAUCUUCCCGGCCUGCAAGACAUUUCCCCCUCAGCGCUCGCGGCAAGGAUCGUGUUCCAGCUCGCUGUGUCUCUCACCGGCAUGGCCACGAAGAGCUCCCCAAUCUUUGUCCCUGGCGCGGCAGAGAAGCCGGGAUUCGUCGUUGAUUUCCUCAUGGGCGGCGUCUCUGCGGCAGUGUCCAAGACCGCCGCGGCCCCCAUCGAGCGCGUCAAGCUCCUCAUCCAGAACCAGGACGAGAUGAUCCGGAUGGGCCGCCUCUCGGAGCCUUACAAGGGGAUCCUCGACUGUUUCGGCCGGACGAUGCGCGACGAGGGAACCAUGGCGCUCUGGCGAGGCAAUCUCGCAAACGUCAUUCGCUACUUCCCCACCCAGGCACUAAACUUCGCGUUCAAGGAUCACUUCAAGAGGAUGUUUAACUUCAAGGCCGACCGCGAUGGCUACUGGGUAUGGUUCGCUGGGAACUUGGCCUCGGGCGGCCUCGCCGGUGCCUCGUCUCUCUUCUUCGUCUACUCGCUGGACUACGCGCGGACUCGCCUCGCUAACGACGCCAAGGCCGCCAAGAAAGGUGGCGGCGCCGGCGGCGGCCGCCAGUUCAAUGGCCUCCUCGACGUCUACAAGAAAACUCUGGCCAGCGACGGCAUCGCGGGGCUCUACCGCGGCUUCAACAUCUCCUGUGUUGGCAUCGUCGUCUACCGCGGCCUCUACUUUGGGAUAUACGACUCGCUCAAGCCCGUGGUCCUGGUGGGAGAUCUCAAGGGCAACUUCGCGGCGAGCUUUAUGCUGGGGUGGAGCAUCACGAUCGCGGCUGGAUUGGCCUCGUACCCGAUCGACACGGUGAGACGCCGGAUGAUGAUGCGAUCUGGCGAGGGUGCCAAGUACAAGAGCUCCAUGCAUGCGCUGCGGGAGAUUCUGGCCAAGGAGGGGGUCAAGUCGCUGUUCAAGGGAGCCGGGGCCAACAUCUUGAGAGCCGUGGCGGGCGCAGGAGUGCUCUCGGGCUAUGACCAGCUGCAAAUGAUCUUCCUGGGCAAGACGUAUGGCUCGGGUGGCGGCGGCUAA